Molecule: messenger RNA, 1329 nt
Organism: Colletotrichum gloeosporioides
Lineage: Eukaryota; Fungi; Ascomycota; Sordariomycetes; Glomerellales; Glomerellaceae
Exons: 2
Coding region: 1-1329 (442 amino acids)
Source: RefSeq, a predicted model, not a curated record
AUGAGCAAGAUCAAGGCGUUGCAAGACAAGCGGAGGAGGGACAAGGAGGCGGUCGAAUCAGCCGAAAGCAUAAAAUUGAAAUGUGCCAAGGAACAUGGAAAGGCCCACGUUGCGCAUUGCAAAGACUGUUAUGGAGAAGUGGUGCAGACGAUGAGAAGCAGAUACCUCGACUCCAAGGACGAGUGGUUCUCCAACAACACCGCAUUCUUGAGCGACCUCGACAAUCUGUUCGCAAAAUUGAAGGACUUCACAGAAGAUCUCAAGGCGAUUGAGGCGCGCAUCGACAAGGAGAAGGCAAAACAGUACCGCGAGACCCUGCCUAGAACCGCAGCAGGCCGCACCGCCGAGGGCGCGAUGAGCAGGGCCAACUUUCAGGCGGCAUUGGAGGACGGAGAGAAGCCAACCGCCACUCUUGUCGAGGACGUCCGCCGGGCUGUCAACAGGGGCGUUGACGACGCGCCGAAACUCGAGGAUUUGGCUUCAAAGUUUGACAAUCUUCCCUCGGAGAAGGAGAACGACGUCCUCAUCGACGUCUUCUUCCGUGAUCCAAAGACAGGCGAAGUUCCGCCGUCCUGCACGAAAUACGUGGAGAAGCUACGAUCUGGUUCAGACAUUGAAGAAGUUAUGGCUCAGAUUGAGGCUGACAGGCCAGCAAGGUCACAGGCGUCCGGCAACAUGGAUAGGCACAAACGGACGCUUAACGAGCUCAAGAGGGCGCAGGCGGCACAUGAGCAGGAUAAGAUCCUUAAAGCUCAGAAGCGGCAGCAGCCUCCUCCUCAAGGUCCGCAGGUCAAUAAAGAACUCUAUGACCUUCCCCCAUGCCAUGUAUGCUCGGGCAAGGUGUCUCCAGAGGACGUUUUGGCAUGCCCGUUGUGUCUCGUUUUUGCCGAGUUGAGCCUGACUAAGAGGACGGUCUUUGACUCGGAGAAAUGUUACGAGGAGGGAUACGACGAGCACCUCAACAGCGCUCAUAGCUGCGCUGCCGGCGAAGGCUGCAUCCAACUUAAGGACGAGGAUGAGGAGAUGGGCGGCAGCGGAGAAGAAGCCGUUAUCUGCGAGGAGUGCGCGGAGCAGCUGGGUCAAAGCACGGUUUACUGCUCGUCACGAUGCGCGAGCUCAGAUUUCCAAGCGCAUCGCGAAGGUGUGCAUAUUCCCAACUGGAAGGGCCUGGGCAUCGAUCUCGACACACAGGGCGAGCACUUGGUUUUUGACAACGAUGAGAAGACCAAGUACCAUGUCAAUGACAUUUCCAAAUUUGUAUGGGGACUGGAUGAUGCGUACGAGCGCAUCUUCAAGGGCAACAACCCCGACAUCAAGGACACACAGUAG